AUGCCUUCCAUGAACUCUGCGCCUACAGGCUGCUGGAGAGGGUGUUUUCUUCUAGAGCCUGUCCAAGCCUUCUUCACUUCGGAAAACGACAGCUCAUCUGGGAAUGCUGCGAGAAAGACGCUGCGGAAAUCUAUCCAGACGGUCUUCCGCCUUCUCUGUCAACAUCUCCGGAUGCCGCCUUUAAGCAGCUCAAUUCACCCGACUUUGUCAGCCGGCGUCGGCACUCACAGUCCGAGCGAUAAGCUUAUUGCGUGCCCCGGAAUCGUCAAGAGGAUGAUCGAAAUUGUACAGGAUGAGUACGUCGCCGGCAUGCGGCGUCGGUAUCUUGAAGGCGAACUCCUUUGGAUGGCAUGUGGCAACCACCAAUCCGGGGGAUGUAAGCGACCUAGGGAAUAUCGCGCUCCCACUUGGUCUUGGGCUUCGAUCGACGGUCCUGUCACUCCUGGCGAGCCACGGAUUCAGGAUUCACUGAUAACAGUCCAAGACUACCACCUCGACUACCGGACUGACGACAAGACUGCUGUGAUCCGCGGUGGCUGGCUCCGUCUUCGUGGAGUUCUCAGAAAGACAAUCUUGGAACGCAAAGUUGUAGAAGGCCACUAUUGGGACAUUUUUCUAGACGGUGAAAAGGUCAACACCCAAGAAGAAACAGAGCCGACCGAUUGUGAGCCACGAGUGAUGCUCGAAAUUCUCCAGGAAGACUUUGACCAGGAAAACGCCCAGGGUUUGCUAUUCUGCAUGUGUGCCAGGUCUAAGAAUGGGGAAGGGAGAGGGAUGUAUAUACUGCUUCUCAAGAUGGUUCAAGGAGAGACAGGAACAUUUCAGCGUAUUGGGCUUGCCUAUGCCUGGAGUACAAAGGUUAAGGAAUGGGUUCUAAUGAGGAGCCCGGGAGAAGCACAGUUGCCAUGUCUCGAGUAUCGAGAUGAACUACACUCGAUAUGUGUCAUCUAG
Molecule: messenger RNA, 951 nt
Organism: Fusarium vanettenii 77-13-4
Lineage: Eukaryota; Fungi; Ascomycota; Sordariomycetes; Hypocreales; Nectriaceae
Exons: 3
Coding region: 1-951 (316 amino acids)
Source: RefSeq, a predicted model, not a curated record